AUGGCAAAUAAAAGAAAUAAAUACCGAGCAAUAAUUAUAUGGCUUGCGACUUUGGAGGUCGAUUUACGUGGUAUAGUAAUAACGAAAAAUUUGAUUAUAGGUGGUUUCAUAAAUGGUGGAAUGAUUGUGACAUCAUUUUUGGUAGCUUUAGUGGGAAUCAGUAGUCCAUUGAAACGAAAGAAAUGGUUGAUAUCACAUGGAUUUAUGAUUGUUUUAACUUCAAUUGCUUUAUUGGUUAUGGGAGCAAUCAUUUGGUUUGAAACGUUACAUGAAUUAAAGCAUUUUAAUGAAGAAUGGAUUAGAUGGACAUGUCCGGUAGAUAUCGAUUUAACCGAUAAACGAGGAUGUCAAACACCUUUAAUAGCUGCAGCUGACAAAACAUCUAGAAAAUUAUUUACAUCAUUAUUCGGAUUCAUUGCUAUCAACGUAUGUUCUUUACUGGCUACAAUUGUAUUAAUACAAGCAAGAAAUGUCGAAGAACGAUAUCGAAAGAUUGAUGGAAAACAUCGCAGUCUUACUGAUAAUGCUCUUAAGAGACAAUACGUUUAA
Diversispora eburnea is the source of this 549-nucleotide messenger RNA. NCBI's taxonomy places the organism in Eukaryota, Fungi, Glomeromycota, Glomeromycetes, Diversisporales, Diversisporaceae. The record is from the annotation of a GenBank genome assembly.